Molecule: messenger RNA, 3267 nt
Organism: Pseudozyma hubeiensis SY62
Lineage: Eukaryota; Fungi; Basidiomycota; Ustilaginomycetes; Ustilaginales; Ustilaginaceae
Product: DNA-binding protein SMUBP-2
Exons: 1
Coding region: 1-3267 (1088 amino acids)
Biological process (GO): nuclear-transcribed mRNA catabolic process, nonsense-mediated decay
Cellular component (GO): cytoplasm
Molecular function (GO): DNA binding; ATP hydrolysis activity; zinc ion binding
Source: RefSeq, a predicted model, not a curated record
AUGUCCGAGCCCUACAACUUUGAGCACUUUGACGGCGCCUCAGACUACGGUGCAGCCAACUUGGAAUACUCCUAUCCAAAUGGCGGCUCCUUCCCUCAUGGCCAAUCCAAUGGUCAAAAGCAGUUCAAGCAUUCCUCGAGCAAUGACCGCAAACAGCUCGACCUAGACCUAGACCUUGAUGCAAUCAGCGACCUGCACAUCACCGAUCGUGGUCUCGACUCUUCACGCCAUCAUGCCCACUCUCAUCCCGAUGCCACCUCUUCUUCACACCAAUCCACUGCCGCUCAUCAACACGACUUUGCUACGCUCUCGGAUGCCGGCAUCUCAGAAGAGGCGGAUCCAGCUUUGCUGCAGAACCUUCCAGAGCAUGCCUGCGCCUACUGCGGCAUCUUCAAUCCAGCAUGCGUAGUCAAGUGUCUCAUCUGCAACAAGUGGUUCUGCAACUCGCGCGGCUCCACUUCCGGCUCUCACAUCGUCAACCAUCUCGUCCGUGCCAAGCACAAGGAGGUGUGCCUCCACGCCGAAUCGCCGCUCGGCGAGACCACGCCCGAGUGCUACAACUGCGGAGCCAAGAACGUCUUUCUUCUCGGCUUCAUUCCAGCGAAGAGCGAGACCGUCGUUGUCCUUCUCUGCCGUCAGCCUUGUGCCGCCAUGUCCAACUCCAAAGACGUCAUCUGGGACACCACCCAGUGGUCGCCCCUCAUCGAGGACCGAUGCUUCCUCACUUGGCUCGUCAAGGUUCCCUCCGAGCACGAGCAGCUGCGUGCACGCCCCGUCACCUUGCAACAGAUCAACCGUCUCGAAGACCUUUGGAAGGACAACGCUAGCGCCAGUCUUGACGAUCUCGACAAGCCCGGCGUUGAGGAGGAACCCGAUAGCGUCCUCCUCAAGUACGAAGAUGCCUACCAGUAUCAGAACAUCUUCGGUCCCUUGGUCAAGAUGGAGGCGGACUACGACCGCAAACUCAAAGAAUCCCAGACGCAGCAGGACCUCGUCAUCCGUUGGGAUCAGGGUCUCAAUCAGAAGAAGAUCGCAUGGAUGAUGCUUCCCAAACUCGAGAGUGGAGAGGUCCGUCUGGCUGUCGGUGAUGAACUCAAGCUCCGCUACCGAGGCGAACUGGCUCCACCUUGGGAAGGCGUCGGCCACGUCAUCAAGAUUCCCAACAACGUCUCGGACGAGGUGGCGCUCGAGCUCAAGAGAGCCGACGGCGUACCCGAUCACUGCACCCACAACUUCUUUGCCGACUUUGUGUGGAAGGCCACCUCCUUCGACCGCAUGCAGAGCGCCAUGAAGACGUUUGCUGUCGACGAGCAGAGCCUCAGCGCCUACAUCUACCACAAGCUUCUCGGCCACGACGUUGAGAAUACCACGUUGCGAACCACCAUGCCGAAACGCUUCAGUGCUCCCGGCCUGCCCGAACUCAACCACAGCCAAGUCAAUGCGGUCAAGAGCGUCCUUCAGAAACCGCUCAGCCUGAUCCAGGGUCCUCCCGGUACCGGAAAGACGGUCACCUCGGCUACCAUCGUCUACCAACUCAGCAAGAUGAACCCCGGUCCCGUCCUGGUCUGCGCACCUUCCAACGUCGCCGUCGAUCAGCUCACUGAAAAGAUCCACAAGACCGGCCUCAAGGUGGUUCGUCUCACCGCCAAGAGCAGAGAGGCGCUCGACAGCCCCAUCAGCUUCCUCACCCUCCACGAGCAGGUCGCCAACAACGAUACCAACAUCGAACUGCAAAAGCUCAUCCAGCUCAAGAACGAACAAGGCGAGCUCAGCAGCAGCGAUGAGCGCAAGUACAAGGCGCUCACCCGUGCCUGCGAAAAGGAGAUUCUCAGCACCGCCGACGUCAUCUGCUGCACCUGCGUCGGAUGCGGCGACCCUCGUUUGGCCAAGAUCAAGUUCCGAACGGUGCUGGUCGACGAAGCCACGCAGGCGGCGGAACCGGAGUGUAUGAUCCCGCUCGUGAUGGGCUGCAAGCAGGUUGUCUUUGUCGGAGACCACCUCCAGCUUGGUCCCGUCAUCAUGAACAAAAAGGUCGCGCGCGCAGGCGCAAGCCAGAGCCUUUUCGAGCGCCUCAUCAUGCUCGGCAAUCGGCCCAUCCGACUGCAGGUGCAGUACCGUAUGCAUCCUUGCCUCUCGGAAUUCCCUUCCAACAUGUUCUACGAAGGCACGCUGCAGAACGGUGUCACGGCGCCAGAACGCUUGCGCAAAGAUGUCGACUUUCCCUGGUCCGUGCCGUCGCUGCCCAUGCUCUUCUUCCAGAACCUGGGUCAAGAGGAGAUCUCGAGCAGCGGUACUUCGCUCCUUAACCGCACCGAGGCUUCCAACGUCGAAAAGAUUGUGACGCGCUUCUUCAAAGCUGGUGUCAAGCCAUCGCAAAUCGGUAUCGUGACCCCCUACGAAGGUCAGAGGAGCUACAUUGUCAACCACAUGCAGCUGCACGGCUCGCUCAAGAAGGAGCUGUAUAAGGACGUCGAAGUGGCCAGCGUCGAUGCGUUCCAAGGUCGAGAGAAGGAUUACAUCAUUCUCAGCUGUGUGCGUAGCAACGAGCACCAAGGCAUUGGCUUCCUGAGCGACCCGCGACGACUCAAUGUGGCGCUCACCCGUGCCCGAUUUGGUCUGGUGAUCCUCGGCAACCCCAAGGUGCUCAACAAGCAUCCUCUGUGGCACUAUCUAUUGAUCCACUACAAGGAAAAGGGAUGCCUGGUCGAGGGAGUGCUCUCAAACCUGCAGCCGAGCAUGAUGCAGUUCCCCAAGCCACGUCGACCGUUGCAGAAGCCCGGCGACCUCAUGGCACGCCACCGUCACGAUCUGAUCGGCGGCGACGGCUAUGGCGCGUCUCGUAGCGGGCGAUUGCCGGAUGCAGGUGCAGGUGGAGGGUCUAGUCAGCUCGGCUUCUUUCGCACGCAUGAUCCCAUGUCGUACAUUCCGAGCGACGCUCAAAGCGUCACAAGUCUUGGCACACAGGCGACGUAUCCUUCGGCGCAUCUUUCGAUGGGCGGCAUGCAGGGCCCGUACGCCAGCAGCAUCGUGAGCCAAGACGUCGACACGGAGAGCUUGGCGGGUAGCACCGCACCAUCGGCCAGCAUCACGUACAGCCAGAGCGACCGCCUGCACCGACGCCUCAGUCUGAGCAGCAUGGGCGGCGCUUCGGACGUGACCAGUAUCGACAACUAUAAGGGCGACGGCAGCUUCGUUGGAGGACACGACGAUGAUGCGGGUUCGACGUUCUCGGCUGCCAUCUCGCAGUCGUCGUUCACCACUUUUUGA